GUUGCCUUAUUUAUAAACAUGGCGACGGAACCGCGCUUCGAUGCAUCUCUCGCCAGUGAAAUUUCUUUCUUUGGCGAGUUAACACCGUGGGAAGAGCGGGUUCUGGAGCGUUGCCGAAAGGCUAACACAACAUUAUACAGCGACACUCCUGUUCUUCCCGACGGUGUGAGCUUCCAUGGAGUCGGAGAGCCCGUCAUGGAUCCACCAACGCCACCGUCACCAACGCGACAUGACAACUGGUGUGCGUGUGGUAACUGCUCCGCAAUGCCGAUGGCGCGUGAGCAGGUGUGCUGCACCUCUAUUGCCGAAGUACGGAGAAGAUGUCCAGACGGCUGCAUCGUAGACCACUCGGACUUCCAAACUCUUUGCCUCACGACUGCUGUCAUGGAAGUUAUGGGCAUUGAAUACAAAAAGUGCGGAUUACUGCUUGGGAAGGAACCCAACGAAAUAUGGCGCCACAUAGCAUAUCGCAAUUUUGCAUCAUGGAUAUGGGGACCACUUCCUGAAGAAGACAGGCGGGUGCUCCCGUCAUUUGUGGUGAUGGCGAUACGGAACAACUUCCCAUCACCCUCAGGCAGCUACACUGGUUUUAGGCCUGUAAAAUGA
Messenger RNA from Ornithodoros turicata, 606 nucleotides. RefSeq names its product P2X purinoceptor 7-like. Bases 19 to 606 code for a protein of 195 amino acids. Lineage: Eukaryota; Metazoa; Arthropoda; Arachnida; Ixodida; Argasidae. The record is from RefSeq and is a predicted model, not a curated record. The transcript has 3 exons.